AUGAAAAUUGCUAUCGCUUUGAGUUUUCUCACCGUGGCCCUGGCGGCCCCAACGAGGACUCUUGAGUCUCGUCAGCAGUCUGAUAUGUCAUCGAGCUCUAAUAUGGGCUCAUCGGGCUCAACGAACUCUAAUAAGGACUCAUCUAGCUCUAAUAUUGGAUCCACGAGCUCGAACAUGGGUUCAACUGUGCCCAUGCCCUCCAAUAUUCCGGGUAGUGUUCCCGGCGCCGACGGCAGCAGCGAUAACAGCGGGGGCUCUAGUAGUUUCAGUGGUAGCUUCGGCAUUAUCCCACCUGACUUGAGUAGCUUGCGCAGCUUGCUUGGAGGCAGUGGCCUCGACCUGAGCAGUCUGUUUAAUGGGCUUAACGGCGGCAGCGGUGGUAGCGGUGGAGGCAGCGAGGGCGGCCUGUCCGGUCUGAGCAAUCUGCUUCCUGGUGCCGCUGGCGGCGGCGGCGGCGACCAAGGUGGCAGUAGCAGUAGUAAUACCACCGGCGACCUGUCUAGCCUGUCCGGUCUCACGAGCGGUGGCAACGGUGGUAGCGGUGGUGCCGGUGGUGCCAAUCCUCUGAGCCGUCGCGAUGGAUUCGUAUCGCUGUUCUCUCGGAAACGUUCCAUGUCCUCCACGGCCAACGAUGUGACCGACCACAAGGACUGCCAGGAGCUGACGUUCCUAUUUGCACGCGGUGCCGCCGAACCGGGGAAUAUGGGAACGGUGGUUGGGCCGGAUCUGGCGAAGCAGUUAACCAAGUUGACCAAGAACAAGGUCAAUGUGCAGGGGGUGGAUUAUCCCGUUUCUGCAGAGAACGACGCCUCUUUGGGCGCAGCAGGCGGCCGCAAAAUGGCUUCCCUGGUGGAAGACGCACUGCAGCAAUGCCCCGACACCAAGGUGGUCCUGGGCGGGUACUCGCAAGGAACGACGGUGGUGCAUAACGCGGCCAACAAGCUGAGCAAGGGCCAGGUAGCCGCCGCAGUGCUCUUUGGCGAUCCGUACCAGAUGAGGCCUCUGGGCAAGCUGGACGAUUCCAAGGUGAAGGAGUUCUGUGCCGUGGGAGAUCCUGUUUGCCAGAAUGGAGACGUUGCUAUGGCGCAUAUGUCGUAUGGCAAGAACGCGAAGGAGGCGGCCAAGUUUUUGCUGCGGGCUGCAGAGAUCUCUGCUUAA
This is a messenger RNA of Aspergillus tanneri, 1158 nucleotides long. RefSeq names its product carbohydrate esterase family 5 protein. Lineage: Eukaryota; Fungi; Ascomycota; Eurotiomycetes; Eurotiales; Aspergillaceae. Gene Ontology annotation, biological process: carbohydrate catabolic process. Bases 1 to 1158 code for a protein of 385 amino acids. Gene Ontology annotation, molecular function: cutinase activity. The record is from RefSeq and is a predicted model, not a curated record. The transcript is spliced from 2 exons. Gene Ontology annotation, cellular component: extracellular region.